AUGCCCCAGCAGUAUGCCAACUUGUCCAAGAAUAGCACAGUGCCCGAUGUGGCCGGUGGAAUUCUGUGGCCGGACGAGGUGAACAAAGUAUUCUGGCUUUACGGGGGCGAAUUUUCAACUGCGCCCAGUCCAUUCCAGCUCUGGGGAUAUGACGUGUUAUUGAAUCAAUGGAAUCUGUCCUCAGCAUCGACACCAUCAAGUCAGCCAGUGAAACGAGUUUCAUAUGGCGCAGGCACAUCUCUUGGGAAGAAUGGAUACUACUAUGGCGGAUACCUCAAUAACCUGACGAACCCCUUGUGGGGUGCCGAACCUCUCGCGACCAGCAACUUGAUCAUCUUUGAUAUGGACGGCAACACCUUGACCAACAACACAGGACCCGAUAGCACCGGACGGGCUGAGGGAGUGAUGGUUUCCAUACCAGCUUCGGCAGGAGGAAUGCUCAUUCAUUUCGGAGGUGUGUCUUAUCCAUAUGGCAACUCGACCGAGGUUCCAAUGGAGAUGACUGACAUCAUGUUGUAUGAUGUGGGGGAUAGUAAAUGGUACACACAAAAAGCCUCUGGCCAAAUUCCUCCAAAUCGUCGGAAGUUCUGCGCUGGCUCGACAUGGGCUAAAGAUCAAUCGUCGUACAACAUCUAUAUCUACGGAGGGUUCGGCUUUGGGGAGAACAUCACUGGUUUCGACGAUGUCUGGAUCCUAACGCUACCAACCUUUGAGUGGAUCAAGUGGUAUCCUGAAGCUCCAGGGGCUUCAGCACCACACGGAUUGCUGACCUGCAAUGUUAUUGAGAAUGCUCAAAUGAUGGUCAUGGGCGGUAAUUUCACCAAUUCCACUGCUUGCGAUGUCCCUACACUCGGCGGUCAACACAAUCUCAAUCUUGGCCAAGUGAAUGUUGAGAGUUCGAAAUGGUACCAGUACUUACCGAAUCUCACAGACUAUUCCGUUCCUCCUGCUAUUGUCUCAAUUGCGGGUGGGACAUCUAGUGGAGGUGCAAUCAACCUAGCGCCUGCCGAUGGAUGGAGUGACGCAGCUUUGUCUGUAUACUUCGGGCAGAAAGCACAAUUUGCAGAGCGAACGCCGACUCGCUACAUUCCAGCAGCAGCCUCAGCCACUGUCGCAACAACUCCCGCUGCCGCUCCGAACGGCAAGUCCAAUGUUGGAACAAUCGUAGGGGCUGUUAUAGGAGCGGCGGCCCUUUUGGCCAUCAUCGGAGUUGCAUUGUUCUUUUAUCUUCGACGGCGAAAGGCAGCCACCGGAGACAGGCUGAAUAGCACAACCGGGCAAACUCGUGAUGGAAGUACAGUGCACGAAGUAUCAGCAAGCCCAACUGGCGAUGUAAAACUCACCAUGAUCAAUACCGGCUUGGGCUCCCCAAUAAGCUCUAACUCUCAUGCCUCAACACCUUAUAGUGCGGCUUUACCCGGUCAGCCAAUGCCAUAUGGACCAUACCAACAAUCGCCGUACCAUCCCAACCAACCGCAACCAUUCUAUCCAGUAGCCAUGCACCAACCCGGGUACGGUUACCAACCAUUUCCCACGAAUGUCUCACCACCCGGGGGGAUGUAUACACAACAACAAUACUUUCCUCCACAAGAGCUACCGCAAUCGUCGCCGCCCUCGUCGCCGCCAGUUUCACACGAGAUGCCCGCUCCUGGUCUGCACCAUGUCAGCUCGGGCAAGCCCCAGAGGGUCGAAUCCCUCGAGUUUCCGUCUGACCACAAGUAUUCACUGUCGCAGUCGGUGUCGCAAUCGCAGGUCACGGAUCGGUCUUCGCAGAAACUCGCUUAG
This is a messenger RNA of Exophiala aquamarina CBS 119918, 1785 nucleotides long. RefSeq lists its product as uncharacterized. Gene Ontology annotation, molecular function: protein binding. The record is from RefSeq and is a predicted model, not a curated record. The transcript has 2 exons. Lineage: Eukaryota; Fungi; Ascomycota; Eurotiomycetes; Chaetothyriales; Herpotrichiellaceae. Bases 1 to 1785 code for a protein of 594 amino acids.